ACGAUGUUUAGGGUAAAAGAGUAGGUACCAAUUUGAUAAAUAUAAAACCAUUUAAAACGUAUACUUACAUUAUUCAUGCUAAUUAAAUAGUUUCUAAAUUGAACACACAUCAUGAAUAAGUUUACGGGUUUAUGGCGCAUAAACCAUUUCCAGUUUCAGCAAUUAAGGUUAGGUCACAAAAUGAGGGGUAAACCUCCAAUUUUUUGUAGAUCUAUAAAAGAACGUUUAGAUGAGUUAAAUUAUAAGGACGAAUUGUACACCAAACGAACUGAUAUUGGGUUUCCACCUGAGAAGAAAUGUGCAUCAACAGCUCGUAUAAACCGUUUAGAACAAACUAAAAAAAAUAAGAAUGAUAAAAGUCUUGAACAGUUAGCACGAAAAGGAAUUUUAGAGAUUGACUUGGACAAAUCUAAAGAGGAUUGGCUAGCAUCAUUAGGGCCGCUCCACAAGAAACAAAUAGCCGAGCAUUAUGCUAUAUAUGAACAUUUGUAUGGAGAAGGCUUUUUCAUACCUCAUUUACAUUUGGAUAUAUUCUAUGAUUUAAAAGAUGGCAAUUGUCUGCCUGUAUACUAUGGAAAUGUCAUAAAACCAGCUGAAGCAUUGGAGAGCCCUAUUGUUUCUUUUGAGUCAGAUGGCAAUACUCUAUGGACAUUGGCAUUAACUAAUCUAGAUGGGCAUUUAAAAGAAAACAAUAAGGAGUAUGUGCAUUGGCUUAUUGCUAAUAUUCCUGGUAAUUCUAUUGAAAAAGGUGAUGUUAUUGUAGAUUAUUUACGUCCAUUCCCAUUGAAAGGCACAGGAUACCAUCGAUAUGCAUUUGUGCUUUAUAAACAGGAUAAAGAAAUUUCAUAUGAUUUACCUCAAAUUACAACAUCAUCCCCCCUUGAAGAUAGAACAUUUAGCACAAGAGAUUGGUACAAGAUGUAUCAAGAUAACAUUACUCCGAUAGGACUUGCUUUUUAUCAGACUGAUUGGGAUGCAACUGUUAAAGACUUCUUCCACAAAACAUUAAAUCAAAAAGAACCCAUUUAUGAAUAUGAUUUCCCAGCACCAUACAUAAAACCUCAAGAAUGGUUUCCACUUAGAGAACCAUUCAACUUAUACAUGGAUAAAUACAGAGAUCCUAAGCAAAUUAAUAAGGAAUAUCUCUUACGUAAACUCAAAAACGAAGAUCCAUUCAAGACUCCUCCACCACCUCUCAAGUUCCCCAAUGCUCAAUACCUACCAAGGAAUAUGCCUUCAUGGUUGAAGUUACAUGAGAAAAAGAUAAGAAAUCAUUGGGGAAGAGUAAAUGACGUGUAAAAAUAAAACAAAUAAAUGAAUAUAGACAAUU
Pararge aegeria (speckled wood butterfly) is the source of this 1330-nucleotide messenger RNA. It is a transcript of the gene mRpL38, whose product is annotated as 39S ribosomal protein L38, mitochondrial. The record is from RefSeq and is a predicted model, not a curated record. Gene Ontology annotation, cellular component: mitochondrial large ribosomal subunit. Lineage: Eukaryota; Metazoa; Arthropoda; Insecta; Lepidoptera; Nymphalidae. The transcript has 5 exons. Bases 112 to 1299 code for a protein of 395 amino acids.